AUGUUCACAACCCCAUCAGCCAUGAGAGCGGUCGUGCUUGCGUUUACACUGGCCCUUGUGGCUGGUGAACCUCAUAACCUUGCUCCUGAGUUUGCUGCUGGCAGGACUUAUGUUUACAAGUAUGAGACGUUGCUCCUGGGUGGUUUGCCUGAGGAGGGUUUGGCAAAAGCCGGGCUCAAAAUCAGCAGCAAAGUUCACAUCAGUGCCGAAGCUGAAAAUGUAUACCUGCUGAAGCUUGUGGAACCUGAAAUCUUUGAGUUAAGUGGCAUCUGGCCCAAGGAUCCUUUAAUCCCAGCAACCAAACUGACUUCAGCCCUGGCAGCUCAGCUCAUGACUCCCAUCAAGUUUGAGUAUAUCAGUGGUGCUGUUGGGAAAAUGUUCGCCCCUGAAGGAGUCUCCACAAUGGUGCUUAACGUUUACAGAGGUAUCCUGAAUGUUCUUCAGCUAAACAUCAAGAAGACACACAACGUCUAUGAGUUGCAGGAGGCUGGAGCUCAGGGUGUGUGCAAGACCCUCUAUGCUAUCGCUGAAGAUGAAAAGGCUGAACGCAUCCUUUUGACAAAGACAAGGGAUCUGAACCACUGUCAGGAGAGGAUCAUGAAGGACAUGGGGCUGGCAUAUACUGAGAAAUGUGCCAAGUGUCAGGAGGUAAGUUCAAGCCAUUUUUGUAUAAGGCAAAAGUAUGAAAUGUUACAUGAGAUUAAGACACUUUGUGGUUCAUCUUCACAGGAUUCAAAGAACCUAAGGGGAACCACAGCAUAUAACUACAUCCUGAAGCCAGCUGCUAGCGGCAUUGUAAUCCUUGAGGCAGCUGUCAAUGAGCUAAUCCAGUUCUCACCUUUCACUGAGAUGAAUGGAGCUGCUCAGAUGCAGACCAAGCAAUCCUUGGUGUUCCUUGAGAUCCAGAAGGCCCCAAUUGUACCAAUCCAAGUUCAAUAUUUUCACCGUGGAUCUCUGAAGUACGAGUUCUCCACCGAGCUCCUUCAGACACCCAUCCAGCUCAUCAAGAUCAACAAUGUGCAGACCCAGAUUGUAGAGACUCUGAACCAUCUGGUCAGCCACAAUGUGGAGAGAGUUCACGAGGAUGCCCCUCUUAAGUUUUUGGAACUCAUUCAGCUCCUCCGUGCAGCCCGCUUUGAAGACCUGGAAAUGCUCUGGAGCAAGUACAGAACAAGACCAGCCUACAGACAGUGGAUCUUGGAUGCCAUCCCCGUCAUUGGAACUCCUGCAGCUCUGAGGUUCAUCAAGGAGAAAUUCUCAGCUGAUGAGUUGACUGUUGCUGAAGCAGCUCAGGCUUUGAUUGCAUCCAUUCACAUGGUGACAGCAAGCACUGAGGCCAUCAAGCAGGUUGAGGCCCUGGCAGCUAACAACAAAAUAGUGGAAAGCCCAAUUCUGCGUGAGAUUGUCCUCCUUGGCUAUGGUACCAUGAUUUCCAAGCACUGUGUUGAAAUGGCUGUCUGCCCUGCUGAACUCAUCAAGCCCAUCCAGAACCUCCUUGCAGAGGCUUUUGCUGAAGCUGACACCCAGGAACUCAGCUUACUCCUGAAGGUUUUGGGUAAUGCUGGCCAUAUUUCUAGCCUUAAACCAAUCACAAAGAUCCUGCCUAUCCAUGGCACUGCAGCUGCUUCUCUUCCAAUGAAAGUCCAUGCCGAUGCCAUCAUGGCUCUGAGGAACAUUGCAAAGAAGGAGCCCAGAAUGAUCCAAGAACUGGCUCUUCAGCUGUACAUGGACAAGGCUCUUCACCCUGAGCUGCGUAUGCUUGCAUGUAUCCUGCUGUUUGAGACAAGGCCUGCCAUGGGUCUGGUGACAACUCUUGCCAACAUUGUGAAGCAAGAAGAGAAUCUGCAGGUCGCAAGUUUCACCUACUCACACAUGAAGUCCCUGACCAGAAGCACUGCUGCUAUUCAUGCUUCAGUUGCUGCAGCUUGCAACGUCGCUCUCAAGAUCUUGAGCCCAAGGCUGAACAGACUGAGCAUGCGUUUUAGCAAAGCUGUCCAUAUGGACAGCUAUUACAGUCCCUUGAUGAUUGGUGCUGCUGCCAGCGCUUUCUACAUCAAUGAUGCUGCCACCCUUCUGCCCAGAUCUUUUGUGGCAAAGACCAGCGCCUACCUUGCUGGAGCUGCUGCUGAUGUUCUGGAGGUUGGAGUCAGAACUGAGGGACUCCAGGAGGCUCUUCUGAAAAACCCUGCACUCCUCGACAAUGCCGACAGGCUGACCAAGAUGAAGCGUGUCAUUAAGGCUCUCUCUGAGUUGAGGUCUCUACCCACCAGAACACCUCUGGCCUCCGUCUACAUUAAAUUCUUCGGACAGGAAAUUGCCUUUGCCAACAUUGACAAAUCCAUAAUUGAACAGGCCAUUGCGCUUGCCACUGGCCCCUCUGUGCAAACAUUUGGUAAGAAUGCCAUCAAGGCUCUGCUGUCUGGUGCUUCCUUCCAUGUUGCUAAGCCUCUGCUGGCCACUGAGGUGAGGCGUAUCCUGCCUACUGCUGCUGGUCUCCCAAUGGAGCUCAGUCUGUACACUGCUGCUGUGGCUGCCGCAGCUGUCCAAGUCAAGGCCACCACAACACCAGCUCUACCGGAAAACUUCCUUCUGGCUCACCUUCUGAAGACAGACAUUCAGCUUGAGACUGAGAUCAAACCAAGUGUUGCUGUGAACACAUUUGCUGUGAUGGGUGUUAACACUGCCAUACUCCAGGCUAUGCUGAUUUCAAGAGCUAAACUGAACUCGAUUGUGCCAGCCAAGAUCGCUGCAAGACUUGACAUCAAUGAAGGUCACUUUAAGAUCGAAGCUCUGCCUGUUUCUGUGCCUGAACAAAUUGCAGCUGUGCAUGUUGAGACUCUUGCUGUGGCAAAGAACAUUGAGGAUCUUGCUGCUGCAAGAAUCACUCCCAUCAUCCCUGAGAAAGUCUUGAGGCCUUUCUCAAGGGAGAUUCUCUCUUCUAAGAUUGAAUCUGCUGCUGCUAGCUUUUCACAAUCCUCAGAGAUCACUGAGCAAGAUGAAAUUGUGAAAACCAAAGCCACUCAGUAUGAGAAGAAGUACUGUGCUAAAGUUGUUGCCAUUGGACUGAAGAGCUGUUUCAAGGUGGCCACCAACAAUGCCGCUUUCAUCAGGGACAUUGCCCUUUACAAACUGGCUGGAAAGCAUUCUGUGAGUCUUUCUCUGACACCAAUUGAAGGGGAAGUCAUUGAGAGACUGGAGAUUGAGGUUCAAGUUGGACCAAAGGCUGCAGAGAAGCUUAUCAAACAGAUCAAUCUGAGCGAAGAAGAAAUCAUUGAGGGCAGACCACUCUUGAUGAAGCUGAGGAAGAUCCUGGCUCCUGGGCUGAGGAAUCGCACCUCAUCCUCCUCUUCUAGCUCAAGCAGCUCUCGCUCAAGUUUGAGCUCCAAGUCCUCUUCCAGCUCUUCAUCUCGCAGCAGCAGCAGCAGCAGCAGCAGCAGCAGAAGCAGCCUCAGGAGCAGCCUCAGGAGCAGCAGCAGCAGCAGCAGCAGCAGAGUCAGCUCCUCCAGAUCUGUGAACAGACCUUCUUCCAGGACCAGCUCCGCAUCUAGCCUUGCAUCACUCUUCAGUGCUAGCUCAAGCUCCUCUCGCUCCAGUGCUCGUGUCUCAAUGAGAGUGGCUUAUCCCCACAAGUUCCAGAAGGACCACAAGAAGCAGAUUCUCACUUCUCAAGCAGCAUUACUUUCCAAGAGCAGGAGCAGUGCCGCAAGCUUUGAGGCCCUAACCAAACAGAACAAAUUCCUUGGCAAUGAAGCACCUCCUGCCUUUGCCAUCAUCAUCCGUGCUGUCAGAGCUGACAAUAAGGUGAUGGGAUACCAGCUGGCAGUGUACUUGGACAAACCUUCCACCAGACUUCAGAUUAUUCUGGCUGCCUUGGCUGCCGACAACAACUGGAAGCUCUGUGCUGAUGGAGCUCUGCUUAGCAAGCACAAAGUCACUGCUAAAGUCAGCUGGGGAGCAGAAUGCAAACAGUACGACACCAUGAUCACAGCUGAGACUGGUCUUGUUGGUCCAAGCCCUGCAGCUCGCGUCAGAGUUGCCUGGAGAGACCUCCCUUCUGCCAUGAAACGCUAUGCAAAGAAGGUGUAUGACCUCAUUCCUGCCAACCUGGUGCCUGGCUUGAUUAAAGGAAAGGACGAAAACAGCGCCAAUCAGCUAUCACUGGCAGUGAUUGCCACAUCGGACAAGACCAUUGACUUGAUUUGGAAAUCACCAACACGUACUGUCUAUAAGCUGGCUUUGCAUCUUCCCUACCCUCUGCCACUUAAUGGAAUCAAAGGUCUCACCCCCUUUGAUGGCUUAGCUGAUCAAGUCCACUUCUUGUUUGCGAAGGCUGCCGCAGCCGAGUGUAGCUUCAACAGAGACACACUGACCACAUUCAAUGGCAGGAAAUACAAGAACGAGAUGCCACUGUCUUGCUACCAAGUUCUGGCACAGGAUUGCACUGAUGAACUGAAGUUCAUGGUUCUGUUGAAGAAGGAUCAUGCUGAACAGCACCACAUCAAUGUGAAAAUUGCUGACAUUGAUAUUGACCUGUACCCAAAGAACACUGACGUGAUUGUGAAGGUCAAUGGAAUGGAAAUACCCAUCAACAACCUGCCUUACCAGCAUCCUACAGCCAAAAUCCAGAUGAGACAAACGGGUGAGGGCAUCUCUGUGUUCGCUCCCAGCCUUGGUCUUCAUGAAGUCUACUUUGACAGGAACUCAUGGACGGUUAAAGUUGUAGACUGGAUGAAGGGACAAACCUGUGGACUCUGUGGAAAGGCUGAUGGGGAAGUCAAACAGGAAUACCACACACCCAACGGACGCGUGACCAAGAGCGCAGUCACUUAUGCUCAUUCCUGGGUUCUGCCCGCCGAGAGCUGUAGGGACACCACUGAGUGCCGUAUGAAGCUUGAAUCCGUGCAGCUGGACAAACAGGUGAACAUUCAUGGCCAGGAAUCAAAAUGCUACUCUGUUGAGCCCAUGCUGCGCUGCCUGCCCGGCUGCUUCCCGGUCAAGACCACCUUUGUCACUGUUGGCUACCACUGUGUGCCUGCCGAUUCUGCCCUGAAUCGCCCCGAGAGUCUGAGCAGAAUCACCAACAAAAGUGUGGACCUGAGGGAAACAGCAGAGGCCCACCUAGCCUGUACCUGUACUGCUCAGUGUGCUUAAUAAUGUUGUCCUAUGUCAGUCACUUGUCACAUGUGAAACACUUCACAGGUUUAUUUUGAAAUAAAUUUUGAUCGUAUCAUGACUGCAUCUCAAACUGAGUUUCUGUUCAAGUUCUUCAUUUAUACUGACUUCACUGAGCUACAGCAAUGUAUUACAUGCAAUUUGUGAGAACUUGUCAGCAGUCAAAUUCAUAUUAUUACAAAAAGGGGGCAUUAGCCUAUAUUACCUGUGAACUGUUGCUGCUGUUAGCUAGUUAGCCAAGUUAACUGUGCAGCUAGCAGCUAGCUUGUAUUAGCACAGACUGGGAGCUCCGAGAACCAAGGAAGUGUCGUUGCUGUUUACCAUCGGACUAUCACCUCUUCAAGUACAAACAGGCGAAGCGCUAACUGUUUAGCGAUAGGAUGCUAACUCAAAUAGAUAUCUCCAUGACAUUAUAUCAAGUGUUAUUUCAUCACAUUCUACUGAUACUAAAUUUGAGCCGAUUUAGGAAUGUUUUAAACUAAACACUCUUACAAACAGAUUGCUACAGGAAUGGGUCCUAAAACCUGGAAUUUUUUUCAACAAAACAAAACUUCAGUUUAUAAAUACCUGACACAUUAAAAAUCUGUUAGCUGAGCAGCUUAAUUGAGACUACAGAAGUUGUCAGGGACAACGAAUGGCAUCAUGCCAAACAUGGGUACACAUCUACUCACUAGUCAGUCUUUACAGGUGGACUUAAGUUGCAAACAAUUCUACAACUUUGAAAUAUGAUCAAUCAGGGUUCUCCCCAGACAAUGGAAUGGUGGUGCAGCGCCGCUAUACUGCUAGCUCAGAGCCACUAUACUAAUUUUCAAUGUUAGCUGCUUUGUAGCGGGUGACACGAGCGAGCAUCCGUCUGACUUCACCUUGAAAUACAAACU
This is a messenger RNA of Acanthopagrus latus (yellowfin seabream), 6050 nucleotides long. Its product is annotated as vitellogenin-1-like. Gene Ontology annotation, molecular function: lipid carrier activity. Gene Ontology annotation, biological process: lipid transport. The transcript has 33 exons. Lineage: Eukaryota; Metazoa; Chordata; Actinopteri; Spariformes; Sparidae. The coding region runs from base 1 to 5151 and encodes 1716 amino acids. The record is from RefSeq and is a predicted model, not a curated record.